Molecule: messenger RNA, 3321 nt
Organism: Aphanomyces invadans
Lineage: Eukaryota; Oomycota; Saprolegniomycetes; Saprolegniales; Verrucalvaceae
Exons: 11
Coding region: 1-3321 (1106 amino acids)
Biological process (GO): spindle organization; establishment of meiotic spindle localization; mitotic cell cycle
Cellular component (GO): spindle pole
Molecular function (GO): protein binding
Source: RefSeq, a predicted model, not a curated record
AUGAAACCUGGAUCACGAAAUGGGAAGCAUCGACAGUCCUCGUUGAAUCAAAGCAGCGGCGCUGUCGCAUCUGCCCGGGAUGUGUCGAAAUGCGAUGACCCCAUGACCAGCUAUGCCCACCGUAUCGAAGUUGCGUUAGAUGCAUCGUCCUUGCAGCCGGCGUUCUUGAAGGUGGAGAACAUUAGCUGCCAGCUCGUACAACGAAGACUCCUCGGUCCAACACGGUACUGGUUCAGAAGCAUCAAACAUGACAAAACGACGUCUGUCGCGUCCAAGAAAUGGGUCGUGUCGCUCUACGAGAUCCCGUGGCGCAAAACCAUCGUCGAACGGGCGCAAACGAGCGACCGCCUCCUCUUCCCUGACAGGUCGCACAAGACCGAUUUGUUUCCGAAUCUCAAGCCCGUCGUGGUGGGAACGUUCGAGACAGAACGGGCAGCGAUGCUCGCGUGUGAAGCGGCGUGGAAGGGCAGAGACCGUACAAAUCCCGUGUCCAUCGCGAACGACGCGUCGGAGCCGUUGCCGCCGUUUUGGAACACCCACCUGCACAUCACAGUCAUCUCGGAUGCAUUCCACCGCAAAUCGCACACGGAGCGGAUGUGCAUGGUGCUGGAGGUCCUCUUGGCCUUGUCCGACCCGCUGCUGCAGUCGUCCAGCCCACAGCCCGCCGCCCUGGCGCCAGAGACUUCGACAACCUCCCGUCAUUGCCCGCUGCUGAAAUUUGGCACCGUCGGCCCCCAAGUCAGCCGGUUACCCCACUUGCGCCAUCUAAACUGCAACGUUGUGCUGGUGCUCAAGACGACGCACCAGUUUCGACCGGUCCAAACUGUGGACAGCUUGACCAAGUUGCCACUGACGGAGCGUUUUGGGCUGUCGCACGGCCUCGCUAGCGCGCUUGGGAUUGCGCCCGUGGCAAAAACCACAACCAAAGAUGUCAAGCGGCUCGUCAUGCAUCCCGACGGCGACCCGUCCUCAACACGACUUCCCCAUUUUUAUCACGGCCUCCCCGCCGAACUCAAAGCCAUGAUUGCUCAACAGCAGAACGCCCAGCGCGCUUCGAUCGCCGCCCUUGACAAGCUCUCCACCCAACUCCAACACAACUCGGAGGCCACGGUCGUGAAGAAAUUUGAAAAGCGCAGAGUCGAAUGCACGCGAGCGGCCAUCAUGCUCCAGCGCGUGUACCGCCUGUACAACGUGGGCCGAGUGUUGCGGCGGCUCUUGGCAGCCCACCGCCAUGCGCUGACGAUCCAGCGGUGCUAUCGCGGGUACGUCGCGCGCGUGUUUGUUCACGAGUACUCUAUCGUGGUGUCGCUCGCGUCGACGCAUAUUCAAGCCGUGUUUCGAUCGCACGUGAGUCGGGAGCGGACGAAAGCGCUUCGACAGCGCAUGACGGCCGCGGUUGUCCAUGUGCAGCGCGUGUUUCGGGGGCACCAAGCCAGGAAGCUUGUGUUCUGGAUACGAUUCCACGUGGCGAGCGCGAUCCAGAUCCAGCGCGUCGCGCGGGGCAUGUUUGGCCGACAUCGCGCGGCCAUGUAUCGGCGAGCGCGAUUCAAACGCAUGGUGGUCGUGCCCGCCGCCAAGCGGAUCCAGCGCAUCUACCGUGGCCAUGUGGGUCGACGGCGGUUCCGUCGCAUCCAACACGACCGGUUUGUCGACACGAUCCUAGCGCCCGCCGCCAUGGCCAUCCAGCGCGUCGCGCGAGGGUACUUGGGGCGCCAAGUGGCCAUGCGAUGUCGGCGCCAACUCGUCGCGGCGCUCGUGAUUCAGGACGGGUUCCGAAAGUUCCGGGCGCGGUGUCGAUGGGCGUUUGUGUGGCAGGUUCGAUUUCAAAAUCGCAUGGCAUCGCGGAUUGGAGCUGCGGGGCGAGGGUACUUGGCCAGACAAGUGUACAAGCGGGAGCUGCGCAGAGUACGCGUCCGAACGGUGUACGUCCCAGCCGCGCGGACAAUUCAGCGCGUGUACCGAGGAUUUGUCGUGCGAAAGAAUCUCGAGCACGUCCGCGACAAAAUCGAAGCGGCGACCGUCCUGCAGUUCUUUUGGCGAAAACACCAACGAGAGGCCAAGGAACGGGCGGUGUGGAGCGGCAUGAUCGAGCAAACCAGGCGCGCGGCUGCUUUGACGCUGCAGUGCUUUGUCCGGUGCUUCCUCGCCCGUCAGUGCACGCAAGCGCUGCGGCUCGAGCAGCGGGGACGCCAUGGGCACGCCGCUGUCGUCGUGCAGGCAGCGUGGCGGAGCUACUUUCACCGCAACAAGAUCAAGUCGAUGCGCGAGCUCAUGGCAAUCGAAGUCUUUGCGCGAAAAUUCGCCAGUCUCAAGGACAACCUGGAUAUGGUCCACUACGACAUGGUCGAUGCCAACGGCGACAUUGCUCACAUCACCAAGCACCGGAAGAAAUCGCUCCAGCACAUCCACGACCUCAAGCAAAUGCGGUUGGACUGGGAGCUCCGCGUGCCCGUGCUGGACAAGGAGCUGGCGCAAAUGACGCCGCAGGACAUGGAGCGCGGAUGGCAAGACGCGUUUGAGACCGAGAAGCGUGUCAUUCACUUUUCCAUGCUCCUCAGCGCCGAAGACAUGUUGAGCAAAAAGCAGCAGAUUCGCGAGUACGAUGCCGACAUUGCGUCCCUCGAGGCCGAGCGCGAAGAUUUGGAACGGGACGCGGACGAGUUGUUGCUAGAAGAGACGACGCUCCUGGAGACGUACCGACGCGUCGAGCUGCACCGGGCGUCCGACCAGUACACACACCACACCAACGCGAGCGUCCGUCGCCAGCGGUUGCGAUGGAAAGUCCGAACGAAUCGAACCAACGUCGUUCGUCGGGAAACGGCGGCAGCACGUGCCGCCGUCGCAGCCUCGCUGGCGCAACCUCCGACGUGUGUGUCGUUUGCUGGCAAGAUGGCCAGCCUCCGCGAGACAGACAAACUGGUUCGCCAGCACGAAGCCGCAACGAACGCGGCCAAGACGGCUGCGUUGGUCCAUGGCGGCUGCCGCAACCCGCACUUGCUGUCCGUGGCAGAUGCAGUCGUGGCCAAAGCCCACAAGAUCCUCUCGUCGGGCAGUUUGGCCAUGCAUUUGGAUCGAACUGACGUGCGAGACGAAGACGGAGCGAUGUGCCACACAUGCGGGCACGUGCAAUGCAUGUGCCACAUGGGCUCGCCCGAGUCUACCAGCGCGUUGUCGCCGCCACCGAAUCAUCCGGCGGCGCUCUCGUCGACGCAAGCAAACAAAAAACAUGCCACAGGACGUGGCGUGUCGCUGGGAAGGCGGCGGCGGCACCACCGACAGACGGACGGCGCGGUCCCGUCGAAGCCAUCCUGUGAGACAUAG